AAUUAAGGAAAAUGGAUUUAUUAUUCCAACGAAAAGAAAAUUAUAUGGUUAUCAGUGGUAACCUCCCACCUUCCCCUUCACAAAGAGCCCACCUUUUUUUCUCUCGUGGUCUGGUGUGCGUGAGAAGCGUGUGCAAGGAGAGAGCACAUUAAGAAGGUCGUCCGCGGUUGGACGGAUUCGUUCGUUUCGAGCGUCCCUCGCUCCCUCUCUCCUUCGCUUUCCCUUUUUUUUUUUUUUCUACGUCGAAAUCCGAUGAGCGGGCGAGAGAAAACAAGAGCCGAGAACGAGGGCUAACGAGUAGUCUGCUAUCCUUUGGCCUCUUUGGCUUUGCCUUCGAUUCCUCCACCGUUUCUUUCUCCCCCUUUAUUCCCCCCACCCCCUGCUCUCAGGAAUCCACCUCUUUGCUUCUUUCCCCACCUCUCGCACUCUCUCCCUUUCUCUCUCUAUAUCCCGUUUUCUUCUCUGGGAUUCGCAAUGGCGGUUCAAGCGCAAUACCCUUCCAACGUUCUACUUCUUGGCACCAGAGGUGAGCAAGAGAGGAAGGAAAUGGAUUAUCCCCAGGCCCCUCCCGGGUUCCUCGAUCAAUCCGCAGUGUUCUUCUCCGAUGGAGUAAAUGGGAAUCCCAGGAAGAGGGGAAGAGAGCUCGCGGCGGUUCCAAUGGCGGCCCCGGCGCAGCAGAACCACCCGAUUAGCCUCUUUUCAUUGCAAUCUCAGCCUUGUUCGACGCCUCUUCCUCUCCCGACUGUUAUAAGCCUCACCCAGCUCCAGAGCCAGACGCCGCCGCUCGUCUCCACCGGCCUCCGCUUGGCCUUCGAAGACCAACAGCAGCAGCACCAAGAACAGAACCAGAACCAAUACGUUCUCUCCUCUUCUUCCUCCUCUCUCCCCUUCUCCUCCUUCCUCUCGGAAGAACUCGCUACCGAAAUCAACAAACAGAAGGACGAAAUCGAGCAAUUCCUCCACGCCCAGGGAGAGCAACUGCGGCGGGCGUUGGCGGAGAGGCGGCAGAGGCACUACCGGGCGCUGCUGGGCGCCGUGGAGGAGUCAGCCGCGCGGAGGCUACGAGAGAAGGAAGCGGAGGUGGAGCGGGCGGCGCGGCGGAGAGCCGAGCUCGAGGACCGCCUCGCUCGCCUGAGGACCGAGUCGAUGGCGUGGCAGGCCAAGGCCAUGGCCGAGCAGGCCGCCGCCGCCUCCCUCCACGCCCAGCUCCAGCAGGCCGCCGCAGCUGCCGCCGCCCUGCCCCACGGAAAGGCGGAGGAGUGCGGUGGCGAGUUGCCGGCGGAGGACGCCCAAUCGGCCCACGUCGACCCGGACCGGGUCGAUCCGGAGCGGGCGUGCCGCGCGUGCCGGUACCGGCCGGUCUCUGUGGUGCUCCUCCCCUGUCGCCACCUCUGCCUCUGCUCCGCCUGCGCCGCCGCCGCCGCUAGCGACGCCUGCCCCGUCUGCCGCUGUCUCCGAACCGGAAGCGUCCAAGUCUUCUUCUCUUGAGGCGCCACGAGUCCCGUCACCGCUCCUCGAUCACCCGCCGUCCAGAACGACUAAAAGAAAAAGGAAAAAUAAAAUAUUAGAACUAGUAGAGAGAAAAAAAGCGGAAUGAAGAAGGAAACAACUCAUCGUUUCUCUUUACUGUUUUGAGAUUGAGAUGAACAGUUAUCCAUCUCUUCUUUUUCUUUUUUUUCUGUUUUUUGCAAAGAUUAAAUUUAUAUAUUAAUUCUUUUAUUGGGUGUAAAUUUGAUGAAGGUAAGCGUACCUUUAAUUCUUUUAUUGAGCGUAAGUUUGGCGGGGUAAUACGAGUAGCAUUUAGCGUGCAUGCGGCCGGCAUUGGCGGUGACCGCACCCACGCCUUCCAUCUGGCCGUGGGGCGCUGGCGUCCGGUGCGGUUAAGAUACCAGGCACCGCCGGCGAUCCGUGCGAUCGGUUGUUCGCGAGCGGAGCGGAACGGAGAUGGCGACACGAGCGAGUAGAGCCGUACACGUGCCCCGUUGGCGUCGCAGGGCGUCGGUACCCCGGAACGUGGUGCGUCCGGCCGUUGAAGGGGGCCGAGUAUGGGCCGUCUGAUGGUUUCCGGCCGCGCACCGAUUCGGCGGACGUUUAAUGGGGUUGGUUGUCCCCGUUCACACGUGUUCGGCUGCGAAGGAAGGAGACGACGAACCUAAUAAAAGAUAACGGGCCGGGCCUAGGAUGUCACAACCUGGGGUGGGCUCCGACAAAUACAUGAUGGACCAUUAAUUGGAUGGUGAAGAUCUGGUCACUUACUGCUCAUAAAGAUUCGUGAAUUGGAAAGGACUGGAUGCACUGUGAACUUGGAUAGGGCUAAAGCUAGAUGAUGUCAUGCAGGGAUUAGAAGGCUUUAUGCAUUUGUAUUAUAAAUUUUUUCGCUGCACCUUAUAAUUUUGCACUACUUAUGUUGCAA
This is a messenger RNA of Phoenix dactylifera (date palm), 2413 nucleotides long. Its product is annotated as BOI-related E3 ubiquitin-protein ligase 1-like. The record is from RefSeq and is a predicted model, not a curated record. NCBI's taxonomy places the organism in Eukaryota, Viridiplantae, Streptophyta, Magnoliopsida, Arecales, Arecaceae. Gene Ontology annotation, molecular function: ubiquitin-protein transferase activity.